Messenger RNA from Rotaria sp. Silwood1, 741 nucleotides. The record is from the annotation of a GenBank genome assembly. Lineage: Eukaryota; Metazoa; Rotifera; Eurotatoria; Philodinida; Philodinidae.
AUGGAAAGUUGGCUAAAUGAAUGCCGAGCAGAUGGUGGUGGUGACGAACCAGAGGCAGUGGCAGAUGCACUCCACGAAGUUCUCAAUCUGUCAUGGCGCUCAGAAGCAACCAGAAUCUGUAUUCUGAUUUCUGAUGCACCACCGCACGGUCUCGAUCCGACUGUUGAUAGUUUCCCGAAUGGAUGUCCUGCUGGUUACGAUCCAUUAAGACUGGCACGCGACAUGGGAGAGCAUCGUAUCACGUUGUAUGCAGUCGGUGUUGAACCACCAAUAGUGCGGUAUCGUGAUUUUUUUAUGACCAUUGCCUAUAUUACGGGUGGACAGUACGUUCCAAUGGUUAAUGCGCAAUUAUUAGCUAAAGUCAUCAUUGGUGGAGUACGUGAAGAGAUAACCUUAGAGCGUCUGAUGCAAAAUGCUGAAGCAGAUAUUGUUCGUGAAGUACAACGAGCAGAAGAGGAAGGGCUAGAUGAUCGAGAGACAGCCACACGUAUUAAUCAUUAUUUUGCUUCCAGAAAGACACGUACCAAGCAUAGGCGCAAUAAAGCUGGUGCAACAUCAAAGACAGCCGAAGAAUGUUAUUCGAAAUGUGCUGACAUGUCCGAGGUGGCAUCUAAAUUUAAAACAGUAGAAAUAGAAGAAGAAGAGGAAACCAGAGAAGAUAUGAACUAUGAACUUGAUGAGGACGAUAUGAGUUUGGAACAAGCAAAACGCAUUGUUCAAAAAGCAAAAAGUCGAAAAUAG